Arachis ipaensis is the source of this 1775-nucleotide messenger RNA. Its product is annotated as mitochondrial adenine nucleotide transporter ADNT1-like. Lineage: Eukaryota; Viridiplantae; Streptophyta; Magnoliopsida; Fabales; Fabaceae. Gene Ontology annotation, biological process: transmembrane transport. The record is from RefSeq and is a predicted model, not a curated record.
UGAGGAAACACAUGGAAAAAGGAGAAUUAGAGUGAAAUCUGACAGAAUAUAGAAAGCAAACUCAAUAGUCAUGCAAGUACAUAGCCAUAACUUAUUACAUCAUGAUCAUAGUAGCAAACCUUAGAUGUUUGCCAAACUGAGUUGAAAUCACACAACUGUGCUAUAAUCUCUGGAAAAAUUUGGUGGUUUAAAAAGCCAUAUCAGCAUUUUUCAUUGUACUUUCUGCAGAGGAUGCUCAGCUGACUCCUGUUUUACGACUUGGAGCUGGAGCAUGUGCUGGAAUAAUUGCCAUGUCUGCAACUUAUCCAAUGGAUAUGGUUCGAGGUAGGAUAACUGUACAGACUAAGAAAUCCCCUUAUCAGUAUAGAGGAAUGUUACAUGAUCUGUCUACUGUACUUAGGGAAGAAGGUCCACGUGCUUUAUACAAGGGUUGGCUACCUUCAGUAAUUGGAGUUAUUCCUUAUGUGGGUCUCAACUUUGCUGUCUACGAGUCUUUAAAAGAUUGGUUAAUCAAAUCCAAACCGUUUGGUCUAGCUCAAGAUUCUGAGUUGAGUGUGACAACACGUCUGGCUUGUGGUGCUGUUGCCGGAACUUUUGGACAAACUGUUGCUUAUCCUCUCGACGCCAUUCGUCGAAGAAUGCAGAUGGUGGGCUGGAACCAUGCUGCUUCUGUUGUAGCUGGGGACGGAAGAGGCAAGGUCCCGCUCGAAUACACUGGAAUGAUAGAUGCAUUUAGGAAAACCGUUCGAUACGAGGGAUUUGGUGCAUUAUACAAGGGUCUGGUGCCAAAUUCUGUAAAGAGAAUAUGGCGGGAGAAAAGCUGUCUUCCUCUCUAUCACUACUUCAAAUUCAAGACUGUCCUUUGCUCAGAGAACGCUGCAAGAAGAGUUGCUGCUGAACUCUCUGUAAAGGGGCCUGAAGAGAUAGAUAACUACUAUGGUCAAGAUAAGGAUCUGAUUUCAUUAUGGAUUCAACCAUUAGAAUGUGCAUUAGGACAGCUUCUGUGGCAGUUUCAACUUGGUGAGCAUUUCUGUUUUCAAAGCUAAAAAAGGAUGGCAACAAUGUUGAUCACAUCAUUGUGUAUUUAUCAUAGCAGGUUCUGAUCAUUUUCUUAUGUGAGUGUCUCUCUAUAUUCCCAUUAUUAGUGUAUCAGCCUGAUCAAGUGAAUCAUCUGAUAAUCAAAUCUAUUCUUGUUUAAGUUGAGAUUCAAUAUUAUCAGUCAAUUCAUUAAGAAGCCAUUAUUAUUAAACGCAUCGAAUGCUAAGUACAAGAAAUCAUUAUGAAUUUUUGCUACAAAUGUUUUACUGCACAACAACAUCACACAUUAAAAUGUUCAUCAUAUCAUAAUUUUAUAUAAAAUUAACGUUUAUUAGGAACAGCUUCUAAGAAAAAAGUUUUAAACUUGGCAACAAAAUUUCCACAAAGAAAAUAAUUCCAUUGGUCACACAAAAGGCUUGAAUGAUACUCCUCUCAUGCGCUUAGUAUACUUUAGCUGGUAUUAUAAGAUUAUGUUUGCAAGCUUAAUUUGGAUAUUCCUUUUGAAAUUUUGGUAACAUAAAAUGCUAAUUAUAUUAUUGGAUUGUAACAGCUAGCUUUCAACUAAACUCUCUAUGAGGAUUAAGCUUGAUGAUCAAUAGGUAUUCAAUUUUUUUUUUUGGUCUUGGGGGUAUUCAUAUUUUCAUAUCGCUCUAUCUCGUGCAUUUCUUGUGGAUAUCAACUAAAAAUAGAUUUUCUAGAGGGCCUGAGGAUUUUUUUUUGUUAAUCUAGUUCGGGGA